AAACAAAUUCGUUCACACAAAAGAAAAAUGGGUUGUGGGAAAUCUAAACACGAUGUAGCUUCUGGAAACACCGUUCUCCAACGCAAGAAAUCCACUGUCAAUUCCAAGGAAAAUAAUGAGACUCAAACCGUGGACAAAAACAACGACGCUAAUGUUGACAAUGUAAGUUUAGAAGUGGAAGAGAAGAACAAGGAAAAUGUCAAGGAGAUUGGAGUUGAAGGCAAGGGUGGUGAUGAGUCCAACGACGUUGCUGGGAUAACAAAGGUACAGCAAGAAGAUAAAGCAUUGGAGAAGAGUGCACAAGCUGAAGCUGAAGAGAACGAGGCACCGGAAGUUGUUGUUGCUGAAGGACCAAAUGACGAGUCUCAACGUGGAAAAGACGUUUCAUUGUUGGAAAAAAAUGAAUAGGAAGUGAAGGCUGUUGCUGUUGCAGAAGAGAAACAACCAACGGAAGAAAACAAAU
Messenger RNA from Glycine soja, 463 nucleotides. RefSeq lists its product as uncharacterized. The coding region runs from base 28 to 408 and encodes 126 amino acids. The record is from RefSeq and is a predicted model, not a curated record. NCBI's taxonomy places the organism in Eukaryota, Viridiplantae, Streptophyta, Magnoliopsida, Fabales, Fabaceae. The transcript has a single exon.